AUGGAAAACAAUACUUUUCCCCAGUAUUUUAACCUUACCAUGUUUGUGAACAUAGGAAACUACCGCUACCUCGCAUUUGUCCUGUGUCUACUGUUGUAUGCUUUUAUUAUCUUUUCUAAUCUUGUAAUAAUAGUGCUGAUAUCACGAGAGAAAACUUUACAUGAGCCUAUGUAUAUUUUUAUUAUGUGUCUUUCUAUCAACUCUCUGUAUGGCUCUGCUGGCUUCUUCUUCAGAUUUCUGAGAGACCUACUGUCUGAUACUAAUUUGAUUUCACGCACAGCUUGUUUUGCUCAGAUCUAUGUCAUUUACACCUACGCAUCCUAUGAGCUGACUCUGUUAGGCAUAAUGGCUUAUGAUCGUUACGUUGCUAUAUGUCAACCUUUAAACUACCACAACAAAAUAACAUCAAAAGCGGUCUCAAAGUUGGUUGCCUUUGCAUGGAUUUAUCCAAGCUUUUCUAUUGCAACCUGUGUGUAUCUUUCCUCCAGACUUCCAUUGUGUGGCAAUAAGAUACCAAAGGUAUUCUGUGCCAACUGGCCUGUUGUAAAAUUGUCAUGUGUCAGUACUGUGAUUAAUAACCUUGUCGGCAUGUUUGUAUCCAUAAGCACCGUCUUCCUGCCCCUGGCCUUUGUCAUGUUUACAUAUAUAAGAAUAAUUCUCAAUUGUAGGAAACGCUCUUCAGAGUUUAAGAGCAAAGUCAUACAAAACUGUCUGCCACACAUUGUUACAUUCGUCAACUACUCCAUUACUGUGUUUUGUGAUGUUGUCCUCAGCAGAAUUGAUCUUGAAGCGCUGAACCCAUUUUUAGCAAUAAUUUUAUCACUCGAGUUUGUUGUGAUUCCUCCCAUGGUGAAUCCUCUUGUUUAUGGCCUGAAGCUAGCAGAAAUAAGAAAAUGUGUUUUAAAAGUGUUUUUACGCUCCGUACCUGUGAAAACAAACCACAAAAAAUGA
Gasterosteus aculeatus aculeatus (three-spined stickleback) is the source of this 951-nucleotide messenger RNA. The record is from RefSeq and is a predicted model, not a curated record. NCBI's taxonomy places the organism in Eukaryota, Metazoa, Chordata, Actinopteri, Perciformes, Gasterosteidae.